Messenger RNA from Dothidotthia symphoricarpi CBS 119687, 1655 nucleotides. Its product is annotated as aminotransferase. The transcript has 4 exons. The record is from RefSeq and is a predicted model, not a curated record. Gene Ontology annotation, biological process: biosynthetic process. Gene Ontology annotation, molecular function: pyridoxal phosphate binding; catalytic activity. The coding region runs from base 286 to 1632 and encodes 448 amino acids. Lineage: Eukaryota; Fungi; Ascomycota; Dothideomycetes; Pleosporales; Dothidotthiaceae.
UGAACUUCCUACCUACUGGAACUACUCCGAUACAAGGUCUCUAUGCAAUUCCCGACAUCAAGCUUCGGCGCUAAUGUGCCACUGCGCCGACUGCCUAUCGCCUCGUGUUUGGGUCAUGUUGGUGUUCUAUCAUUUCGGCGGUAAAUCGCCGACUUCAUUACGCGGAGCCUGUCAUCAGGAAACUAGAAAAGCCUUCGAUGGAUUAUAAAUACCCAGAAGACCCUAACAAUAUACAGGAAGACUUCGAUUUCGCCGAAACUUUCAUUUUGAGUUCGUCUGCCCAAGAUGGAUACAAUCACCAACAGCACACCUAUCCUGACACCUCUUGCAAGCCGACUACGCCUAUCUCCCACCCUCGAGAUCAAUGAGUUGGUUCAAGAAGAAUUGAAGAAAGGCCGUAAGGUUGUUCAUUUGGGAUUUGGAGAAGCGACGUUUCCUUUGCAACCCAAUGUCGCCUCUGCACACAAGCAAGCUACCCUCAGCACGAGCUACCUGCCGGUUGCUGGACUGCUAAAGUUGAGAGAGUCCAUUGCUCGAUUUCAAACGCGCCGCCUUGGGUUCGUGAUAGACCCUGAGCAAGUUGUGGUUGCGCCGGGCUCAAAGCCACUUCUUUUCGCAUUGUUCGACAUUAUGGAAGGAGAUGUCCUUCUGCCACGACCUUCGUGGGUCAGCUACGAGCCACAGAUCCUCCACGCCGGUAAACGAUUGUUCUGGGUAGAAACUAGCGAGGAGAAUCGUCAUGCCAUCACAGAGAGUUCUCUUCGCCUUGCUUACGAGAAAGCGCUUGAAAGCGGUGGUAACCCCCGCAUUAUGCUCGUCAACAGUCCGUCCAAUCCAACUGGUCAGGUCUACACAACAGAAGUCAUCGAUGUGUUGACCACGUUUUGCAAAGAACGUAACAUCACUCUCAUAAGUGAUGAAAUAUACUCUGACAUCGAUUUUGCUGGGGAUGUGAAUGUUAGCGCCUGUGCUGGUAAUCGUCUCAAUACCCAAAGAAUGGUGUUGACAAGCGGACUGUCCAAGACCUACUCUGCCGGUGGCUGGCGUGUUGGAUAUGCCAUCUUUCCCGCAACUGCGUUUGGGCGAAGUGUAAGAUCAACAAUCCUGGCCUAUGCCUCAGAAUGUUGGUCAGCCGCAUCAGCUCCUGCCCAAGAAGCGGCGGCAGUUGCGUUCGACACAACUCCAGAGAUGGACCUGUACCGGACCCAAGUCAGGUCUCUACACAAAAAGUGCACACUAGCACUAUACCAGGCUCUGAAAGAAUGUGGUCUCGACGUUGCAGAGCCGAAAGGCGCUUUCUACUUGUAUCCAUCAUUUCAGCCAUACGCGAAGCAACUGAAGGAUCUAGGUGUUGAGACGAGUUCUGAGCUUUCCCGUUGGUUGAUUAAAGAAUGCGGGAUUGCAGCUUUGCCAGGAUCAGCUUUCGGUGAAGAUGACAACGGUCUGGCGGGCGGUCGAUAUCGGCUGCGUAUGGCAACUAGUUAUCUGUACUUCAAUAGCCAAGCAGAGCGGAACGAGCAAGGACACGAUCUCCUGUCUUCGGCGUUGACGGACGAAAAUACGGUAGACUUGCCUUUACUGGACGAGGCGAUCAAGGCAGUUCGAGAUGCUGUGGCUCGAUUGAGAACAUGAUUUAUGGCCGAAACACUUUAGCC